Messenger RNA from Lactuca sativa (garden lettuce), 2148 nucleotides. RefSeq lists its product as uncharacterized. The record is from RefSeq and is a predicted model, not a curated record. Gene Ontology annotation, molecular function: pyruvate kinase activity; magnesium ion binding; potassium ion binding. Gene Ontology annotation, biological process: glycolytic process. Lineage: Eukaryota; Viridiplantae; Streptophyta; Magnoliopsida; Asterales; Asteraceae.
AUCCGUGUGAAUGUCUCCAGAUGAAUUCAUGGCCCUAUGAUUGCAUCCUGAUCCAACUGUUCAUAGUACUAGCGAUAUCGCCAUUAGCGAUGAUUAUGUCAGUCGCUAAAAUUAACGAAAAGAUAAACGCGUGUUUUUCCCUCAAACUCGUCAACGCUAAAGGCAUUGUCGCUGAAGAUUCUCCCUUUUGCUCCCCACGUGGUCGCAGAAAUGCUCUUCCCCGGUGUACAAGCUGCUCCACCGGCGACAAUCCGAUUCUUAGACGAACUUCUCCACCGACGAAGGACAUUCCUCCAUUACAACCACCGUAACACCACCACUGUGUCGUCUGUCUCCGACGAACUUCUCCACCAGCGAAGAGAUUCCUCCAUUUUCCAACUAUUGUACAACCAUCGCAGCACCGCCACUGUGCUAUCUGUCUUCGACGACGAUCACCACCUCAGCUCCACCACUAUCAGUUCUACAACCACAGGUGGUAUGAUGUCGUUGUUGGUGAAAUUGAAGACAGAAGAUUCAGUAAAACGUGGAGUUAUAGAUGGUGUAGAUAUCAAGUCUAGACGCCAUUUAAAUGUCAGAGGAAAAAGUGCAACUCUACCAUCUAUCAUUGAAAAGGAUUGGGAUGAUAUCAAAUUUGGUGUGAGCAAUCAAGUUGAUUUCUAUGCAGUUUCCUUUGUUAAAGAUGCAGAGGUUAUCCAUGAGUUGAAGAAUUAUCUAAAAACCAACGAAACCAACAACCCUACAUAUCAUGCCAUAUCUUAAACUCGAGGAGUGGAAAGACAUCAUGUUCGGCACCGUUCUGGCAUGCUCAGAAAACACCACCCCGCCAUGGUGGCACGAGGGAGGGAGGGAGAGAGAGAGAGAGAAAGAGGGUCUACUUUUCUAUUUUUCUUUUAUUGUUUUUUUCCUAUAUCAAACUAUUAUAAAUACUAACCUAUACUACCAAAUUACACCACAACAAAUCUUUCUUUUAUAAUUAAAAAAAAUGUGUCCAUCGUCUUCUUCUUCAUCGAGUACGACGAGUAUGAAGUUAUUAUGUUUUUAAUAGGGGUGACAAUUGGUUCAGCUUUUCGGUUUCUUGGAAUCGGUUUCUUCGGUUUAAAAUUUUUGUUGGUCCAAUUUGAAACCAAACCAAAUCGAAUUCAAAUUCUCUAGACCAAACUGAAAACUGAAUUCUAAUUCAGUUUGAAAACCGAGGAAACCAAAUAUAAACUUAAAAAAAUCUCAAACAUAAAUUAAAGGGUAAAUUACACCAGUCGUCCCUCGUGGAGGUGCCAAAAAGCGUGUUUAGUCCCUAUUUUAAAUAAUUAACUCGGACCGUCCCUCGUUUGUUUAAAACUUGCACGUUUAGUCCCUAUUACCAUAAAAUGACUAUUUUACCCUUAAUAAUUUCUUUUUUUAUUUUGUUUUAUUUAUUUAUUAGUUUUAAAUAGAAAAAAAAAUAAGAAAACAAAUAUCCCCGCCCCUCUCCUUUUCAUUUCCUGCAACAAGAUUCUUCGGACCCACCACCACCUAUCACCACCAGCUCUUCCGGCACCACCACCUAUCAUCGCUAGCUAUUCCCCUGUUUAGCGCCUUAUCCAUAACCCUAAUCUCACAAAAACGACCAUCGAUUUCACAGAAAACCACCAUUAUCACUAAUCACAGCCACCAAUCUCCACAAAAACUACCAGCGGGACCAUCACCUACCUUACUUUAUCUGCUGAUCUUUACAUGAUCAAACUUGUAACUCAAAAGAAAAAAGAAUGGUGAAUAAGAAUCUCUGAUUGAGAGAUACAUGGGCGAAAGGUGGGUGAUAGAAAAACAUACAUCUGCGAUUGAUCCACCCGUCACCUUCACGCUAGAUUCAAUUGCAACUGUGGAGCUUGAUGAUCUCCAUAUCUCUGCCAAUUUGCAAUGAUGCAGGAAAGAUCGAAACCCUAGCCGCCGUCGGUGGCAGUUGUGGAGCUCGACGCAUAUGUCGAAACCCUAGCCGCCAUUGAUUGGAUAUGUCAAAACCCUAGUCGUGGAGAGUUGUGUUGAUUUGGAGACGAAGACUGCGACACUGUUAUCAGGUGGUGAUCAUCAAUCGAAGAAUCGAAAACGAUGGGGGAUGAGUACUAGAUCAUCAGUGAUUGGAAAUAAACAAAGGAACUUCGUCUAUCGUCACCA